UGUCCAGAUUAGUAAAUUGCCAAAUACCCUCUCCCUCUCUCUCUCUCUCUCUCUCUCUCUCUCUCUCACGCACGCUCGCCCUCGCCUGGUCAUUUCAUUUGCCCUCAGUCUAGCUUCUUCUUCUUCUUCAUCUCAUGCAUCUGAUAAUAUAAAUCCAGAAGAGAAGUGAACAAACCGGAUAUAAAUCAGCUACAUUGUCUGUUAUUCACAACAAGAGAGCAAAGAACCCGCUAAGAGGGAAUGGGUUUAUCUGGAAUCCUGCUGCUGUUCCUUGUCAACGUCGGGCUGUGUUUCGCUGCAGAUCCGUUUGUCUUCUACGACUUUGAAGUUUCUUACAUUACUGCUUCGCCACUCGGCGUGCCUCAGCAGGUAAUUGCCAUUAACGGAAAGUUUCCGGGACCUACCAUUAAUGUUACGACCAACAACAAUGUAGUCGUCAAUGUCAGAAACAAGUUGGAUGAGGGCCUCCUCCUCCACUGGUCCGGAAUUCAACAGAGGCGUGUUUCAUGGCAAGAUGGAGUUGCGGGAACCAACUGCCCUAUUCCUCCAAAGUGGAACUGGACUUACCAGUUUCAGGUGAAGGACCAAAUUGGAAGUUUCUUCUACUUCCCAUCUCUCCAUUUCCAGAGAGCAUCUGGUGGUUUCGGCUCAUUCAUCGUCAACAACAGGCCUAUAAUUCCAAUUCCAUUCCCGACCCCGGAUGGGGAUAUCACCAUUUUGAUCGGUGAUUGGUACACGAGGAACCACACGGCAUUGAGGAAGGCUUUAGAUGACGGGAAAGAUCUCGGAAUGCCGGACGGCGUUCUCAUUAAUGGAAAGGGUCCCUACCAAUACAAUCGGACUCUCGUUUCUGAUGGGAUUGAUUACGAAACCAUCACAGUCCAUCCUGGAAAAACCUACAGAAUUCGGGUGUCCAAUGUUGGAAUUUCCACCAGCUUGAAUUUCAGGAUUCAGAAUCACAAUUUGCUUCUUGCGGAAACCGAGGGAUCAUACACGGUUCAACAAAACUACACUAGCUUGGACAUACAUGUCGGCCAGACGUUCUCCUUCCUGGUCACGAUGGAUCAAAACACGAGUACCGACUACUACAUUGUCGCCAGUGCUCGGUUUGUCAAUGAAUCCAGAUGGAGGAGAGUCACUGGAGUUGGAAUUUUACAAUAUACUAACUCUAAAGGAAAGGCCAGAGGUCCCUUACCCGAUGCACCAAAUGAUGAAUUUGACAAGACUUUCUCCAUGAACCAAGCAAGAUCGAUCAGGUGGAAUGUAUCGGCUAGUGGGGCACGUCCGAACCCUCAAGGUUCAUUUAAGUAUGGCUCAAUCAAUGUGACUGAAGUCUACGUCUUGAGGAACGUUCCACCUGUCAAGAUUAACGGGAAAAGACGAACGACUCUUAGCGGCGUGUCAUUUGUGAACCCUUCUACACCGAUCAGGCUAGCUGAUCAGUUCAAACUCAAGGGAAUCUAUAAGCUUGAUUUCCCGACGAGGCCGUUAACUGGACCGCCCAAAAUGGAGACAUCUGUUAUCAAUGGAACAUAUCGUGGCUUCAUGGAAGUCAUUCUUCAGAACAACGAAACCAGGAUGCAAAGCUAUCACAUGAAUGGUUACGCCUUCUUUGUUGUCGGUAUGGAUUACGGAGAAUGGACAGAGAAUAGCAGAGGAACAUACAACAAAUGGGAUGGGAUUGCUCGAUCCACCAUUCAGGUCUAUCCAGGUGCAUGGACGGCGAUCUUGAUUUCGCUGGACAACGUCGGAGUGUGGAAUAUCAGAACAGAGAAUCUUGAUUCAUGGUACCUCGGCCAAGAAACAUACAUUAGAGUCGUCAACCCAGAGAACAACAACAAGACCGAGUUCCCAAUGCCCGACAACGUCCUCUACUGCGGCGCCCUCGGCAAACUUCAAAAGCCGCAGCGCAUUUCAUCUGCGUCGAAAAUAUCAGACUUUGGAAUGACGACGAUCUUCAUGAUGAUGGGAUUACAUGCUGCGGCUAUGUUGCUUCUCCGUUAACACUCUCUCCGUUUUAAGAAGACGCAUCUGAUUGAUGGGUUUGAGUCAGUUCAGUUUUUUUUUUUUUUUUGGUAUGCGUGUGCGUUUUCUGUGUUUGUGAAGUUUUAAGGUAAUGUAGUUUGAUUUUUCAUUAAUCUAGGGUUUUGUUCAUACUGAAACCAAGAGAGAGAAAUUCUUCUUUGAUUCUUAUGUCGUUUCCAA
This is a messenger RNA of Tarenaya hassleriana, 2205 nucleotides long. Its product is annotated as monocopper oxidase-like protein SKU5. Gene Ontology annotation, cellular component: plasma membrane. Bases 241 to 2004 code for a protein of 587 amino acids. Lineage: Eukaryota; Viridiplantae; Streptophyta; Magnoliopsida; Brassicales; Cleomaceae. The transcript has 9 exons. The record is from RefSeq and is a predicted model, not a curated record. Gene Ontology annotation, molecular function: oxidoreductase activity; copper ion binding.